Strongylocentrotus purpuratus (purple sea urchin) is the source of this 2845-nucleotide messenger RNA. Its product is annotated as mitochondrial intermediate peptidase-like. The coding region runs from base 152 to 871 and encodes 239 amino acids. Gene Ontology annotation, molecular function: metalloendopeptidase activity. NCBI's taxonomy places the organism in Eukaryota, Metazoa, Echinodermata, Echinoidea, Camarodonta, Strongylocentrotidae. Gene Ontology annotation, biological process: peptide metabolic process. Gene Ontology annotation, cellular component: mitochondrion. The record is from RefSeq and is a predicted model, not a curated record. The transcript is spliced from 7 exons.
CUGUUCCGAUGUGGUGCAGGAGGUGAGACAUCGGAAGGAGGGGUUGCUAGGAUACAUCUACUGCGAUUUCUUCCAAAGACCCGGCAAGCCUCACCAGGACUGCCACUUCACGAUACGAGGCGGGAGGUUGCUGGACGACAACUCAUACCAAAUGCCAAAGAUUGUUCUUGCCUGCAGUAUGCCAUCAUCAAGAUCAGGUUCCCUUCCCUUGCUAACACAUGGGAUGAUGGAGAAUCUGUUUCAUGAAUUUGGUCAUGCCAUUCACUCCAUGCUUGGAAGGACGCGUUACCAGCAUGUCACAGGGACCAGAUGUUCCACUGAUUACGCAGAGGUCCCUUCAAUUUUGAUGGAGUACUUUGCCAAUGACUACAGGGUACUGAGAGAGUUUGCCAGGCAUCAUCAAACAAAUGAGACCCUUCCGGAGGAGAUGAUCAAUCGCCUGUGCCAGUCCAAGAAGUUUGGUUCUGCAUACGAGAUGCAGACCCAGGUCUUCUACUCAAUCCUGGACCAGGUCUAUCAUGGGAACCACCCCUUGGACAGGCCUACUGUGGAAAUCUUGGAAGAGAUCCAAAAACAGCACUCCAGCAUUCCAUAUGUCCCAGGCAGUGCUUGGCAUCUUAGGUUCGGCCACUUGGUGGGUUACGGGGCCAAGUAUUACUCCUACCUUUACUCCAGGGCAGUCGCCUCCAAGGUCUGGCACGGGUGCUUCGCUGCAGACCCCCUACGCCAGGAGACGGGGGAGAAAUACCGGAGAGAGAUGCUGUCCCAUGGGGGUGGGAAGGAGCCAGCUGUCAUGGUGGAGAAUAUGAUUGGCAAACGACUCUCAUCUGAAGAACUAGUCGAUGCCUUGAUCGAUGAAACUAAAUCAUGAAGAAGCCAUUGCUGCGAUACUGUCCUGCAAGACCAUUGGGGAAAGGAUGAUGGCUUGGUUUCACCAGCAAGGAUAUAUUCUGUGGACUGCUAUAUGACAACCAGACAGACUUUCAAACAAGAGAUGGAUGUGUAAAGCCUAGAUGAGGCAUGACGGGGUAGAUACCCUGGAAGAAAAAAUUACAGCUAAAUUAUAAACAAUUCAUGUGUAAACAAAUGAUAAGUGGAGGUUAAGGAAUAAAACAGAAUGUUAAAAAGGGGCCCUCAUACAUACUCUGUAGUUUGCUUAUGGAGAUGUACCGAUAAUAUGACACACUUUGGAUUUGUCACUUCAUUUUGCUGCAGCAAAUUUCUCUUCAGGCUGUUUAACCCUUUCAGGACAGGAUUUAUUUUCAGGGCUUGAUUGAUCACAUUUUAUUCUUCAAAUUGGCAACAAAAUUGUUUUUCCUUCAUUGCUGCAUUGUUCUAGUAAGACGUUAUGUCUCUACGAACAAUAGCUAUGAGUACAAACUUUGUCAACUUUGAUAAAAAAAUAAUGACCUCUCAAUGUGUUGCCAAUUUGAGAAUUUUAAAGCUUACCGGCAUGUUCCUUUUAAAAUUUCCUGGUAUUAAACGCAAUAUCAUAUGGUCAUGCAAUUAAAAUGGAUGCAGUGUACGCUUGAAUAUUUGCUCUUUCUACUUGUGCAUCUGGUAUAUUUUUUAGGUGUAUGAAGUUUUGUAGUAAGUUUUGAGCCUAAACCACAAAAUGUGGAACGAUUUUCCCUGAAGGCCUGAAUGACUAACCUUCAUGGUACGUGAAGACACAGACACAAAAGAUGUACUUGUUACAUUGCAGCGAAGAGAUUUGGCUCUUUUUUAUGAGAAAGAAUAAUCAUCUUUCAAACCAGAAGGAUGUUAACUCUGUAAGAAAGUGUAUGAGUUGGUACCCACUGGGCUCCAAACAGAUGAGAUGUUAAGUGGAAUCAUUGUAUUUAUUUUCAAGAAGAGUAUAGCAUGUUCAUAUGAUACUCAAAAUUCUCGGUGCCAUAAGUUUAGAGACUAUCUUAAAAGAAAAUUGUUUCUCGAGGAUAAGCCAGUUUGUGGUUCGGUUUUUUGGUCAUUAUCAAACUGUUGCCAAAAACUGGCUUAUUGUCUAGACAUUCUGGCUCUGUUCUCGAUACGCUCAAGCCAAAAUGCCUAUAAUUUGUUUAGGAAUUUGAUAUUUUUUUUUUUUUAUUAUUCAUUACAAAAUUGACAAAAUUGAAAUAACAUAUUCAAGUAUGUAUAAGCAAUAAGUAUAUAAUUUAUUGUCCAUAUCAGGAAAAUUUGAUUUCCAAUAUUUGGUACGAUUAAUACAAUAUAAACAUACACAUAGUGAGACAAAAUCAAGGGUAUGCUCACUAUGUUGGAUAUUGUGAAUGCUGAUCAAUCGUAUUUCAAGCUUACCUCUUUUUACAUUCUUAUUUGAUAAUACGUCUUCCUUCUUUUUAUAUGUUCAUCUUUAUUUUCUUAAACUAGUUUUCAAAUCAGUUUGAAAAUUAUAAUCGACUUGAACGGUUUGCCAAUUAUACCCAGUAGUAGCUACAUUAUCAGUGUCACAUUGAUUAUGAUGGUGAUGAUGAUGAUGAUGAUGAUGAUGCAGGAGGGGUGGGGUAAAAAUAAUAGGGUAAAAUUAAUGUGCUUUGACACAUUUUUUUCCCAGGGGAGGGGGCAUCCCCCCCCCCCCUGUAUCCGCCACUGUUAUUUUCCAAUAACAACAGCCAAUGCAAGAUUAAAUGGAACCAGAACAUAAAACAAGUACUAGUUUUAUCUAGUCCCAGCUCUACGAAAUCUGUAUGCCAAAGCCCCAUAUUAUUCUGUGCAUGAUACACAUAUAAGUAUGAUUCUAAAUCAAUUUAUUACUUGCUAUCACAUUACAUCAUAAUGAUGUACAUUAUGAAAAGAAAUGUAUUUGUUUGAUAUUGCUUGUCAACCAAAGUAUUAAAACAAUGUUCGA